AACAUAGGAAGUCUCAUUAGAUCUCUACGCUCAUUAGCAGCGUAAUGUUUGUAAUUAACGCUCAAUGAAAUUAAAAACCUAAAUAAUUUGCAACACUCGACGACCGUCGAGUCCGCCUUCGAGGCGUCCAAUUUCGCAUAGGGGGAAAAAAAAUACUCUAAGGCCGUUCUAUUCAUGGUCGAGUCUUACAUUUGAGAUCGUCUUAAGUAUUAUCUUGAGACGUCAUUAACUAAUCACAGAGCCGUAUUAGCAUAAUCUUAAGACAUUACUUGAGACGGUCUUGAAAUAAGAUUUGACUAUGAAUACUGGCCUAAAAGCGAAAGAUACACGUAAUAUAAGAUAAACGUAAAAUAAGAUACACGUGUACAAUACACGUAUUCGAGCAAUUUCUUUUCCUCCUCAAGAAUCGACAGCUCUCGUUUUCUCGCAAGUUGUGUAAGCCCGCCUGAUUUAGUUCGAAUUAUUCGCAUAAAUUAGAUCGACUACACUUGCAUCGUAAAAGCAAGUUCGGAGCCCGUGCAUACGUCACGUUGCGAGAUCGUACGGGGUCGUGAUUGACUAUUCAUCAGGUGUCACCUGACAAUAAAUCGAAGUCGAAACUUCGGGAAAAAAAAGUAGUACACAAUAAUCGUUAUAUUUUCUUUGCGCGAACCCGCGGCAUUAGUCUCCAGACAACACGCAUAUCUAAAAGACAUCGGAAAGACGUUUUAAAAGAGACGUCUUUGAGGCCUAUUUCUACCAACGUAGAUUAACUUUAAUCUUGGAGUAACUUACUCUUUAUCUCUUUCUAAUUUUGGGAACUAGAAUGAGAUAACAAGUAAAUUAAACCGAGUCGUCUUUAAGAUGUCUUAAUGUUCUCUGGGUCGGUAUUUCGGGCUUUACAUAUAUCCGAAACAUUUUAAUGUAAAACCGUGGGCUUGUACACCGAAUAAAACGAGUUCAUUUAAACGUAUCCCGAUCCGAUUUGGCACUUCUUUUCGAAAGGAGAAUAAUGUGAGGAGAAUAAGUGAAAAAAUUGGAAGAGUAAUCACGGCGUCGCACAGUGGGAAAAAACGAUAUGUUAAGCGUCAAAAAUCUAUAUCAAAUUUUUAAUCUUUUGUGGAUUCAAAUUUAGCGACUAAAAAAGCAUGUAGAAUAUCAAAUUUCAAUUAUUUCGAUUGAAAAUUGACGUGGUUAUUUUUAACGGCUUGUAUUUUCCCCACUGUGCAUCGUUUGCAAACAGUAAAAACCGCAAUUAUAUCGUAAUGUAUUCGCGUAAAUCUUUAUAUGACAGAGGAGCGGCUUCGGCGCUGAACGACGCUGAUCUCCGUGUGCAUGCGAACGACGAUCUCCUCCGCGGGGAGAUAAAUGCCUGGACUCGAGCUGACGGUGCCUCAGUCAAGAUCGUCGAACAUGGUGAGUUUCCCGGCCACCAUCGGUCACGGUUCGAUGCUUAUACGCGGCUGUUUAUUAGCGUGAGCACGUCCGUCGCGCGUUUAAACACGCGAUCCGCUGAUGAACAAAAUGUCGCGGGUGAAGUAAAGCUGGACAUCCCGGCAGAUGCCUCGGAAGAAUCCGAUAUCUGUCGCAUCGAUAUGCAAACAGUUAUUUUAGCCGCUUCCAAACCGGAUGAAAAAGAUGACAAGCCAACUUCUACAGAUUAUGGUGACGUAGUUCAGCAACUACGAGACUCAUUUUAUAGAGGCAAAACGCGGCCGUUAGAAUGGAGGAUCAAACAAUUAAACCAAAUUAUUCGUAUGCUAACAGAAAACUCCUCAGAAAUGAUAGAAGUGCUAGCAAAGGAUUUGCAUAGGUGCAAGUUUGAAACAUUAGCAUUGGAAAUCGAUUAUACAAUUCAAGAAACUAAGUAUAUGCUCAUGAAUAUUAAGGAAUGGGCAGCAACAGAGAAGCCACAUAAGUCAGUGGCAUACUUUUUCGAUAAAGUGGAAAUUCGAAAAGAUCCUUAUGGAGUUGUAUUAGUCAUGGGUGCGUGGAAUUACCCUAUUCAGCUGACCUUAUUACCUAUGAUGGGUGCUAUCGCAGCUGGAAAUUGCGUGUUAUUGAAACCUUCUGAGAUUUCAGCAGCUACCUCGAGAUAUUUAUACGAGACCAUUCCGAAAUAUAUAGAUACGGAGUGUUGCCGUGUAGUAAUGGGAGGAAUCCCAGAAACAACAGAAUUGCUUAAGCAGCGUUUUGAUUAUAUUUUUUAUACUGGAUCUUCUGGAAUCGGAAAAACUGUACGGGCAGCUGCUAAUAAAUAUCUUACGCCUGUUACGUUAGAGUUAGGUGGAAAAAGUCCCGUAUAUAUAGAUAACACAGUGGAUAUGUCAAUGGCAGCAAAACGUAUUUUAUGGGGUAAAUGCAUCAACGUUGGUCAGACUUGUAUUGCACCCGAUUAUUUGUUAUGCACACGCGAGGUACAAAACAAAUUUAUUGAGGAAGCAAAGAAAAUUUUACAAGAAUGGUACGGUGACAAACCACAGGAGAGUCAUGAUUUGGCGCGCAUUAUUACGGAAAAACAUUAUCGACGUCUUAUUGGUUAUUUAAAUAAUAAAAGCCAAAUUGUUGUUGGUGGCGAUGUAAAUCCUGCCGAAAAGUUUAUUUCGCCUACAAUACUUGUUGACGUCAAACCAGAUGAUCCUAUCAUGCAAGAAGAAAUAUUUGGACCGAUAUUGCCUAUAAUUAACGUUAAUAAUGCAUACGAUGCAAUUAACUUCAUCAAUAGUCGUGAAAGCCCACUCGUACUGUACGUAUUUACCAUGAGCAAGGAGAUACAAGAUCAAAUUAUAGACCAGAUCAGGAGCGGAGCUGUGUGCGUCAACGACACGGUAUUGCAAUAUACCGUUGAAACUCUACCUUUUGGAGGAGUAGGAUACUCUGGUAUGGGAGCUUACCAUGGAAAAUACACGUUUGACACAUUCACGCAUAAGAAAGGUUGUUUGAUUCGGAAUUACAAUAAAUUUGCAGAAAAAAUAGCUAAAGCCCGUUUUCCGCCCUAUUCCGAUCGAAACUUGAAAUUGCUUAGACAUUUGGUUGAAAGAAGACCUACUCCUUUCUUUUUGAAAUAUUUACCGUAUAUACUUACGUUCGGUCUCGGGAUACUUGCCACAAUCGGAAUCAGAGCUGCAAUGAAGGUACAAAAACCGAUAUUAAAUCGUAUAUAAUUAAUUUCAUGAUAUAUGUAAGUGUAAGUGGGCUAAUAGAGUAGUUUUGUAAUCAUUGUAGAAAUAUUGAAUAAAAUACAUUGAUAUAAAUAGUGGCAUAGUAGUAGGGAAAGAAAGGUGUAAAAGAACAAAUAAAGAUAAAUGUCAGGAUUUCGAAAAAAAGUCCAAGUUUCCAAAGAUUGUUAAAUACAAUUAUCCAAUAUAUUGAUUAAUAUUUUCAUAAUUAAGCUAAAGAAAAAUUGUGUAUAUAACUGUACGUUAAAAAUAAUUGUUUUUUUUAGAAUUUUUUAAUCUGCUUUUUUGUAAAGUAAUAAAUGUUUAUUACUUGAAUGUUUCAAUAGAUGUUCAAUGAUCAACAGU
Monomorium pharaonis (pharaoh ant) is the source of this 3503-nucleotide messenger RNA. It is a transcript of the gene Aldh-III, whose product is annotated as aldehyde dehydrogenase, dimeric NADP-preferring. The transcript has 12 exons. Gene Ontology annotation, molecular function: aldehyde dehydrogenase (NAD+) activity. The coding region runs from base 1245 to 3143 and encodes 632 amino acids. Lineage: Eukaryota; Metazoa; Arthropoda; Insecta; Hymenoptera; Formicidae. The record is from RefSeq and is a predicted model, not a curated record. Gene Ontology annotation, biological process: aldehyde metabolic process. Gene Ontology annotation, cellular component: cytoplasm.